AUGUCACUCAUUACUCUGUUUUCCACUUGCAGGGAGGCUCUUGCAGCGAAGGAUGCGGCAGAGGAGCUCCCCGUCUUCGACAUGGUCGACGGUCUUAUACGGGCUCUUGAUCUGGUGUCUUUGCAUGCGCAGAUCAAGCGGACAACCAAUCACAUCGAGAGCUGCUACGUGGACUGCGGCGAUGACUUCGGCGGUGGAGCGAGCCAGUGGCUGUCACCUUUCCUGGAGCGCCAUGGCCCGGGGUGUAACCGCGAAGUGAAGGUGGAGGGAGUCGACAGCAACGGCCGACCAGCUUCUUUCACGUUCACUCUUCACGACGACCCCGUGGACUCAUACAGCGGCCCAGAGGACCACGACGGCUGCAUCCAGAUGUGCACCGAGUUCGCGGAGAGGAUCGUGGCGAACAUGGAGGGGAGGCUCGGUGACCUCGACUCGCUCUCUGGAGUCUGCCUGUUCAUUCCUGAUGCCUGGCCACAGAGCAAGUCGGAGCGGAAUGCUCGGUGCCAGGAAUGGUUGAACUCGCUGGUGACGAUGUUCAAGGGACAGCACCGCGAUGAGAUCUUACCAGGUACGUUUGGGGUAACUAGGAAUGUCAGGCCCAUAUGCUAG
Molecule: messenger RNA, 609 nt
Organism: Closterium sp. Naga37s-1
Lineage: Eukaryota; Viridiplantae; Streptophyta; Zygnematophyceae; Desmidiales; Closteriaceae
Source: the annotation of a GenBank genome assembly